This is a messenger RNA of Fusarium proliferatum ET1, 2553 nucleotides long. RefSeq lists its product as uncharacterized. The coding region runs from base 1 to 2553 and encodes 850 amino acids. Gene Ontology annotation, molecular function: ubiquitin binding; zinc ion binding; ubiquitin-protein transferase activity. Gene Ontology annotation, cellular component: ubiquitin ligase complex. Gene Ontology annotation, biological process: protein linear polyubiquitination; proteasome-mediated ubiquitin-dependent protein catabolic process. The record is from RefSeq and is a predicted model, not a curated record. Lineage: Eukaryota; Fungi; Ascomycota; Sordariomycetes; Hypocreales; Nectriaceae. The transcript has a single exon.
AUGGGCAACACUUUCGAGCGUCCCACUGCCCCCGAACCUGAUGUUCCGUUGAAUCCGUUCUUGGUCGAGCGACUACACGAACAACUACGCCAACAACUAGACCACGAGACUCAAACGAUAGCCAACACAUUUCGAGAACGAAACCGUCAGCGGAGGCACCCGGAGCAUCGCGACAGGCCGCCUUGUAGAUUCUUCGCGCAGGCUUCGUGCUUCCGCGGCGCAGCCUGUCCCUUUUCUCACGAUAUCCCUGUGACCCGGACUCGACGACUAGACCGUCGUCAAAGAGAACCUUGUCGGUUCUACGCCCAGGGUAUAUGCUCUUACGGCGAAGCCUGUCGCUUUUCUCAUGAAGGACCCCGACCUCUUCAAGAGACAUGUCGCUUCUUUGCCAAAGGUUUCUGUAAGAGAGGAGCUACUUGCAGAUAUGCUCACGAUACGCCCAACGCCGAGUGGUUGGAGGAAUCCGAGGUAGGUUAUUGUACCAAACCGAUACGAGAAAGCAGAAAACUAAUCAUGCUUACAAGCAUGGUCUCGUUUCUGAACAGUGGACUCGCGAGAUCGGAGGCGCCUGGGGUCGAAUUUGGAGCUGGAGCGGCUGUUACCAAUGUCACUCUUCUCUCGGACUUUUCCGCUAUUCAAAUGCGCCAUCUGCCCUCCAAGUCGUCAGCACGGUCGGUGCAAGAGCUGUUGGCGGAUGUAGGCAUCAGCGUAUCCAUAAGCGACAUCAACUUCAUCAAACUUGUGAAGCAUCGGAACGGAAUGGCAAUCGUCAAGGUCAAAGAUCCGGAAUUCGCAAAGUCGGCCUGCUGGAAACCUGGCACCUGUAUUCGAGCGCCUGACUUGGAAGUCACCCGAAUUCCUGUCCCAUUACCAGACGGAUUAUCAUUUGGCCUCGUCGACAGCAGAAACGUCCGCUGUUCAUGGCAUAGGCCGACCAAAAACGCCACUCUUUCGUUCAGGAACCCAGCAGAAGCAUUUGAUGCGUAUUACAAGUUCAAGAACCAGCAACUCAAAAUCGCUGGCCUGCCAGUCACAACCCAAAUGCCCGCCGCAGUGGAUGCCACGCAAAACGAUGGGCCAUGGCAGAUGGAGCUGGAAGGUUUGGUGGCUACCAUUCCCUCAGAGGAUAUCAUGAAGAUUUUCCCCUUGUCUGCAGGACCGUAUGAGAUUGAGAUGGGUGACUCAAGUUACGAUACGGACGCGGAAAUUGAUUCGACUAUGAUAAAAUCCUUACUAUAUGAUAUAGGCGCCUUGGAACAAUGGGAAGUUUUUGGGAGCCCCACGGCAAGACGAGUCAAGGCACAGGCACGAUUUAUCGAGGAAUCCGAAGCGCUUGAUGCUGUCUCACAGUUGAACGAGACGUGGUUGCCAUUCAACUCAUCGGGAAAACUCUACGUUCAGCACGUUCACCUGGUGAAGUUCAGAGUUUCGAGUCGCGUCUACAGCGUUGUUGAAAAUAGCAUUGAGACGCUGCGAAAAGAAUGGGAACGGCAAUUUGUUUCUUUUUCAUCGGUUCUUGAGCGCGGCCACAGAGUCCUGAAGCUCGAGAGCCAAGAUCGCAAACUUUUCAUCCAAGCAAAAGAGGCCCUGGAACAGAUCAUCAAUGGAACGACAAUGACGUUGAACGGCAAGAAUCUAUGGUCUCCCGAUUUCAAGGCCGAUAGGGGAGCUUACAGGAAGCUUCAAGAGAUUGAACGAGACCUUGGAGUCGUUAUCAUCCGCGACAUCAAAUCCUCGAAAUUUCGAGUUUUCGGGCCGGACGACAAGUUCGUACCAGCAUGCGAAGCACUUGACCAGCUUUUGCAAGAAUUACAACCUCGAUCAAAAGGACACAAUAGUGAGCCAUCAAAGACGGAAAGGACCGCCGAGGGCGACUGUUCAGUCUGUUUCUGCAAAGCCGACCAAGCACUCGCAACUUCUUGUGGCCAUGUCUACUGCACGAUCUGCUUUGUGAAUAUGUGUCUGGUAGAAGCAUCGACGAUCGGCGAUUUCUCCAUAAAAUGCAUUGGAGACGGAGGAGACUGUAAGAAGGCCAUUCCGCUAUAUGAGAUCCAAAAUCUGCUUCUUUCAGAGAUUUUCGAAAGUGUCUUGGAGGCUUCUUUCAUGUCUUUUAUGCGCCGACACCAAGACCAGCUGCGCUAUUGUCCGACACCCGAAUGCACCCAGGUGUACCGCAUCGCCCAACCAGAAACGAGCGUCCCGCCAAUCUUUACCUGUGCUAAAUGCAUGACGGCAACCUGUACGAGCUGCCAUGUCUCGCACCCGAGAAAGACAUGCGCACAAUACAAGGGCAACGAGUCUGGUGGCAUGGCAGAGCUUCUCAAAGCAAAGGAAGAGCUAGGGUUCAAAGACUGUCCGAAGUGCAAAACACACCUACAGAAGGAUGAAGGUUGUAAUCAUAUUAAUUGCACGGCCUGUGGGACGCACAUUUGCUGGCUCUGCUUGAAGACCUUUACAGACGGGGAUGACUGUUAUUCUCAUAUGGGGAGGAUACAUGGGGGAAUUGGCGACGAAGGUGAACAGGAAGAUGACGACGACGACAUCGAGUUUUAG